This is a messenger RNA of Centruroides sculpturatus (bark scorpion), 492 nucleotides long. Its product is annotated as gonadotropin-releasing hormone receptor-like. Gene Ontology annotation, biological process: G protein-coupled receptor signaling pathway. Gene Ontology annotation, cellular component: membrane. Gene Ontology annotation, molecular function: G protein-coupled receptor activity; peptide binding. The annotation marks the transcript as partial. NCBI's taxonomy places the organism in Eukaryota, Metazoa, Arthropoda, Arachnida, Scorpiones, Buthidae. The record is from RefSeq and is a predicted model, not a curated record. The transcript has a single exon.
AUGCUAUACUCAGAUAACGACAGUUUAUUAAACUAUACUCUUAAUUAUUCUCUUCAAGAAUUACCACAUUAUUUAACUUUUAACGAAGAUUCCGUCAAAGAACUUGUUAUUUAUAGUUUUUUAUUUGUUGUUGCCGCUGCGGGCAAUUUACCUGUUUUCAUCACCCUCCUAAGAAAUCGUCAUCGAAAAUCACGGAUUAAAUUAAUGUUGAUGCAUCUGGCAAUAGCCGAUUUAAUUGUUACUUUUAUUAUGAUACCUUUGGAAAUCAGUUGGAGAAUUACAGUCGAAUGGAUCGCUGGAAACACUGCAUGUAAAGUUAUGCUAUUUCUAAGAGCUUUCGGGCCUUAUUUAUCGAGUAUGGUACUGGUAUGUAUAAGUUUAGACCGAUAUUUUGCAAUUUUGCAUCCUCUUAAAGUAAAUGAUGCUCAACGUAGAAGUAAAAUUAUGCUAACGUUUGCUUGGGUUAUCAGUAUUAUUUGCAGCAUACCGCAG